ACAUUUAUCGAUUUUUUAUUCAUUUCGAUAGAAUUACAUUUAAAAUUUCAUUGCCCAUCUCUAAUGCACUGCUGUUUGUUGUUAUUGUUAUUCAAUUUUCCACACGGCACGAAUAUAGUAAACAAAAAAAAUAUAUAUGCAUGUGAUAUUGGCGAGCUUGUAAUUUUGGAUCCGACUGGCGGGGCAACGGUAUCAUUAGGCCCAAGUUUUCCGAGGGGUCAAGUGCACGUCUUAGCUCCUAAAAAGAGCUUAAAAAAAUAAAAGUGAAUCGUGCCAUUACUGCGAAAUAAAACGGCUGCCAAGAAAAUGAUCGCAACUACGCAUUAGCAAUAUAAUUCGCACAAAACAAUCUUCCUGCCAGCACGUCAAAGACAAGAAAACAAUCAAAAAUAAAACUGAAAGUUUGUGCUCAUAAAAUUGUAUUUAUCACAAAGGCUGAUAACUGAAAAGCGCGUUGACCCGGUUACCCCAGCAAUCUAAAUUACGGUAAAAAUCUGCACGGAAGUCACGAAAACAAAGGAAAUAGCUGGAAAUUCCUAGCAGUCUCUUUCAAAAAAUUAAUAUUUCCUAUAUUUUAUAAAAGGCAAAGCUCUACCAGAGCUCAAAUUCCUUCAACUAUCUAUUCCAACUCCAAGUGCAUAUAAGAGGCUGAACUAAUCACUCGAAGGUCCCAGGACAUGACCAGGCAGUGACCAACCAAUCGAAAGAUCCAGCACAAGCCCAGACCUCCAACAACACGCACAAGUAGCCACAGAAAGGCCGUCAACAAUGACCACCAUCAGCAACAGUAGCUUCUUCGAGGAACACAUAGCCCUUAUUUACAACAGCCUGAUGGAUCAGUACAUGCCAGAGUACUUCAAGAGCUUUCAGUAUACGCCAUGGGUAUUCUCCCUCCUGGGAUCAGUGGUCAUUGGCCUCAGCGGCAUAUUCCCGCUUCUUAUCAUUCCUACGGACGAGAAAAUGGCCAAACAGGGCUACAAAGAUCCUGCAGAAUCGAAACUCCUAAGAGUUCUCCUUAGCUUUGCAGUCGGCGGACUGCUGGGUGAUGUGUUCCUCCAUCUGUUGCCCGAGGCCUGGGAAGGCGAUAGUCAAGAUCCAUCUAGUCACCCGUCCCUGCGCUCGGGACUUUGGGUACUCUCCGGCAUACUCAUCUUCACCAUCGUGGAGAAGAUCUUUUCCGGCUAUGCGAGCGCUGAUGACGAGAAUCCCCAACCGAAGUGUGUAGAAAUAGCCAACUGCCUGCUCCGCCGUCACGGUGGAAAGCUGCCGGAUGGCGAGACCUCUGAUAGUUGCGGCGGGGCAUGCGACAUUGAGGACGUGGACAAGGUGUGCUUCCUGCGGGAGAGAGAGCAGAAGUCAAAGGAAAAGAAGGAACAACCCAAAAAGGUGGCUGGAUAUCUGAAUCUGCUGGCAAACUCGAUCGAUAAUUUCACCCACGGCCUGGCAGUGGCUGGCUCAUUUCUAGUUUCCUUCCGGCACGGAGUUUUGGCCACAUUUGCUAUCUUGUUGCACGAAAUUCCUCACGAGGUGGGCGACUUCGCCAUCCUCCUACGCUCCGGCUUCAGCCGCUGGGACGCAGCACGCGCUCAACUUCUGACAGCGGGAGCUGGACUUCUUGGUGCCCUGGUGGCUAUCGGGGGCUCGGGAGUUACAUCGGCCAUGGAGGCACGUACUUCGUGGAUUAUGCCGUUCACCGCCGGCGGCUUUCUGCACAUUGCCCUGGUCACAGUAUUACCUGAUCUCUUAAAGGAGGAGGAGCGAAAGGAGUCCAUUAAACAGCUACUAGCCCUCGUAUUCGGCAUCGCGUUAAUGGCCGUGAUGACCAUGCUAUUCGAACACUAGGAACUAACAAGGACAGCAAUUUAAGCAAAAAAAUUCAACCACCAGCAGUUUUAGGCACUAGAACUAUGCGAUUUGGUGUUCUAAAAUUGUUGCUGGCAGUUUUAAAUUUACACAUGAAUUUGUUGUACUUUAUGGGAUGAUUCCUUAUCCUGUCUGCGUUAUGUAAUUAUAGCCAACAUGAAUGAUAUUUAAACUAUUGUUAAUAAUUACGUAUUACUGUAACAUACUUAUGAAACGAAAAUUCAAUAGAAAGUUAAGGGAAAGUCCUCGACUCUCCGAUAUCCAUGAAA
Drosophila ananassae is the source of this 2132-nucleotide messenger RNA. It is a transcript of the gene Zip99C, whose product is annotated as zinc transporter ZIP13 homolog. Gene Ontology annotation, molecular function: zinc ion transmembrane transporter activity. The transcript is spliced from 6 exons. Gene Ontology annotation, cellular component: membrane. Gene Ontology annotation, biological process: zinc ion transmembrane transport; intracellular zinc ion homeostasis. Bases 769 to 1842 code for a protein of 357 amino acids. The record is from RefSeq and is a predicted model, not a curated record. NCBI's taxonomy places the organism in Eukaryota, Metazoa, Arthropoda, Insecta, Diptera, Drosophilidae.